Cryptomeria japonica (Japanese cedar) is the source of this 7115-nucleotide messenger RNA. RefSeq lists its product as uncharacterized. NCBI's taxonomy places the organism in Eukaryota, Viridiplantae, Streptophyta, Pinopsida, Cupressales, Cupressaceae. The record is from RefSeq and is a predicted model, not a curated record. The transcript has 26 exons. Bases 271 to 7008 code for a protein of 2245 amino acids.
CAAUUAAAAAAUAAAAAUGUCUUUAAACUGAAACUUGUACCUCCAGUUGAAUACAGGAGUCCGAAUCAGUAAUCCAUAUAAAUUGUACCCUUGGUUUACCAUUGUUUCUGGGCGAAGCUGAGAAAGACUCCAUUGAUAUGCCAGAGUACAAUCGUAUUUGAAAAUUCAGAUCCCGAUGGAGGACACCUUGAGCUAACCUGCUAUGAGAGAACUCUAAAGCGUUGCAAUAAAGCGUUCAGUGUAAUAUUUUUAUUCUUGGUGUCAGCAGAGAUGGAGGUGGAGUUGGAACCUCGAGUGAAGGCACUGCCCUACAAGAUCAGGGGCAUGUCCCGCGAAUCCCCCACGCAGAAGGCAGUUCACGUUUUGGACCCUGAUCUCCGCACGCAUUGGUCCACCGCCACCAACACUAAAGAGUGGAUUUUGCUUGAAUUAGAGGAAACAUGUCUGUUAUCUCACAUAAGGAUCCACAAUAAGUCAGUACUGGAGUGGGAAAUUGCUGUUGGUCUACGUUUUAAGCCUGAUAUGUUUUUAAAAGUACGACCUCGUUGUGAAGCACCAAGGCGUGAUAUGGUGUAUCCAAUUAAUUACAUGCCGUGUCGCUUUGUCCGCAUCUCCUGUUUGCGCGGGAAUCCAAUUGCAAUAUUUUUUGUGCAGUUGAUUGGAGUCCCUGUGCCUGGACUUGAGCAAGAGUUUCAACCUGUUGUUGACUACUUGCUGCCACACAUUGUCUUGCAUAAGCAAGAUACUCAUGACAUAUACCUUCAGUUACUACAAGAUGUUACGUGUCGCUUAUCUCCGUUUCUUCCUCAACUAGAGUCAGAACUAUCAAAUUUUGCUGAAGCUGUGGAAUCUAAUAUCCGUUUUCUAGCAAUGUUGGCUGCGCCAUUUUAUCCUAUUCUAUGUAUUGUUGGGGAAAGGGAAAGCGCAAAGGUUACAGGUGGAAUGCUUGAUAUGGAUCCAGUGAGAAGCAACCAAGGCAUUCUUACUAUAUCUUCGAAUUUCCAGGCCCAGCCAAGGAGACUACGUGCUCCAGUACCUAAUACUCAACAAUCUGCAAGCUCGUUGGUUUUCCGUCCAGAUGCAGUUCUCCUGUUGCUCAGAAAAGCUUACAAGGAUAACCACCUUGGAAAUGUUUGCCGAUCAGUUGCUAGACUAUUACGAAAACUUACAGCACCUGGAUGUUCAUCGGAAGUGUCCCAGCCUCUUACUGAGUCAGUGCCAUUGUCUGGAUCUGAGGAUGUGACAGCUAAAGUAGAAUUGGCUGGUCAAACUCCAAUAACAGACUAUUCACAUCUGUUUGGUGAAGAAUUUAAAAUCUUUGAGGAGGACAUGUAUGAUGUCAAUAUCUCAAAUGUUUUAGAUGUUGCUGCUGUAGAAGAGGGACUACUUCACAUGCUUUAUGCUUGUUCCUCACAGCCUAUUAUAUGUCGCAGGUUGGGUGACUCUAAGACAGACCUCUUACCUGCAUUGCCUUUGAUUCAAGCAAUGCUUCCAGCCCUUCGCCCUGCUGUUGGAAGUGCCUCUAAUUCAGAUCAAGUUGAUGAGACUUUUUGGCAGUGGCAAAAUCCUUUGGUGCAGCAUUCUCUAACACAGAUUGCAGCGGUUUCAUCCUCAUCAUCAUAUCAGCCUCUACUUGAUGCUUGUGCAGGCUAUUUAUCGUCCUAUUCACCCGCACAUGCUAGAGCAGCAUGCGUAUUGCUAGAUCUCUGUUCAGGUCCACUUGCUCCAUGGUUACCUAUGGUGAUAGCUAAGGUUGAUCUCACAAUUGAGCUACUUGAGGAUCUUUUGGGUGUAAUUCAAAAUGCUCAACACGCUAUUGCACAUGCUCGUGCAGCUUUGAUUUACAUAAUGCUAGCCUUGUCUGGGCAUAUGGAUGACCUUCUUCCAAAGUUUAAGGAUGCAAAGCACAGUAUACUUUUUCUUAUUGAAAUGUUAGAGCCCUUUUUAGUACCAGCAAUCACGACAAUAAAGAAUACUAUUGCUUUCGGAGAUGUCUCUACUGUCUUCUUGGAGAAGCAGGAAAAGAUUUGUGCCAUAGCGCUGGACCUUCUUUGUACUGCAGUACAAAGACCUGCAGUCCUACCAGCUCUUGAGAAUGAAUGGAGACGAGGGGUUGUGGAACCAAGUGUGCUUCUCUCCAUUUUGGCUCCUCAUGUGCCAUUGCCACCUGGAAUCAAUCUGUGUAAAAGUUCAAUGACUAAAGGUGCAGAGCAUGAGGCAUCUACAUUUUCACCUGUUUCUUCUGCUCACCCAUCAACGACAAUAGGUAAAAUCAGUAGUAUAGAGGAAGAUGUGGAUGGAAAAUCUGACAUGGUAGAUGGAAAUUCAAGGAAUGAUGCAACUGAAGAUGGCAGUCUUCUUUUUGCUCCUGCCGAGUUGAAAAACAUAUCACUUAGGAAGUUCUCUACCCCUUUUGAGGGAAAUUUUUCUGAAACUCAGGGCUUUGGUCAAGCAAAUUUGAAUGUUGAUGGAAAACUAUUCAAGGAAAAAGACAAUAUAUCAAAGAAAAAGUUAACUCUGGAUAUUGGUUGUGCAAAUGAAUACUUUGAUUUGCAAAGAGAGUAUUUACAACUAGUGAAUCAUCAGGACCGUGAGUUAAGGGCCUCAGAGUUCAGACGUUUUGCAGAGGAAUUGCAUGCACAAUCUGAAAUAAACUUGGAAAGUCAUGAUGCUGCAAUUGAUGCAUUACUUUUAGCAGCAGAGUGUCAUCUGAACCCAUAUUUUAUGAUGGGUUCCAGUGAAAAUGAACAGCUCACAAACAUAAUUUUUGCUAAUAAAGACUCUACAUCAUUACAUGUUAAUGAGAUCAUUGUGGAUGAGCCUUCCGUGGGUGUUGGAAAAUCAGGAGCGAAAAUAAUUGCUCAACUGGAGGGAAUGAGAGACAAGACUGUAAUUGACAUUCUUCUUCAAGCUGCACAAUGGGACAGCAGAAUUCAUAAUGCAACUUUGAACGAAAGGUCAUUUGAGGAUAAAUCAAUAGAUUAUGACUUUGAAGAAAGGCCAUAUGGUAUUAAAAUUUUCCCUGAUGAUGUACAGUCUGCUGAUGCUGUUACACUAGUGCGCCAGCAUCAGUCUCUACUCUGUGGAUUUUUAGUUAGGCAAUUACAAAGGGAGCAGCAUAACAUGUAUGAAGUUCUUUUGCAUGGUCUUCUGUUUUUCCUGUAUUCAGCAACACAUGUAUCUUGUCAUUCAGAGAAUGUUGUUGAUGUAAUUUUGCAGUCUGCUGAGAGAUUGAAUAGAUUGCUAUUUUCUCUUCAUCAGGAACAAAAGGAAACCAGUCCUCCUGUAGAACCUGCAAAAAUACAUCGAGUCAGGCGGCAGUGGGCUCUUCUUCAAAGAAUAGUGUUUGUGGCUAGUGGCAAUGGCAUAAUGGAGGACGGCUACAUGCAUAUCAGAAGAGGCUGUUGGUACAGGGAUUUGAUUCCAGUUUCAUCAUGGAUGGAUAGAAUAUCAAAAUUUUCAUCCUCACCACUGCCUUUGGUUAGAUAUAUAGGAUGGAUGGGACUAGCCCGUUAUGCAACCGAACACAAGAAAAGAGGUUUGCUUCUCACCCAAGACAUGCGACAACUGACUGGCUUGCUGUCUAUCUUUUCAGAUGAACUGAUAUCUGUAAAAAGUUCAUUUAAAGGGAAAGAAAAUGAAGGAUUGCAAGAUGCCUGCUUUCUGGAAUUCAAUGUUGGGAGACUUGAGAAACCUGUUACCAUAAAUAGUCCUUUAGAUUCAUUAGAUAGUGAUGGUGUUGUCCAUGCAUUUUAUCCUGAAAUGGAUGUAGUCUUCCCAGAACUGAGAAAGCAUUUCUUUACAUAUGCUGAGAUUAUGCUAGAAGCUGUUUGUUUGCAAGUAAAGGCAAUGCCACCUUGUUCUAUUCCAGAUAUAUUAAGCUGGUUUUCAGAGUUGUGCUCCAAUCCUUUCUUAGAUUUAGAUAGAGAUCAAUAUGCACAUGUUGAUGCCAGUGAUGACAUUUUGAAAGGUGUGGUGGUUUCUAAUGUCAAGUGCAUUUUACUGCACAUAUUGGAAGUAAUUGUUUUGGAACACAUGGAAGCUAUUAUCCCUGAGAUACCAAGGGUUAUUCAGGUCUUGCUGUCCUUGUGUAGCAGUUCCUAUUGUGAUGUGCCUUUAUUGGAUUCAGUACUAAGUGCGUUAAAGCCUCUGAUCUCUUAUACUGUUGCAACAGCAUCUGCUUCAGAGAAAUUUGUAGAGGAUGAUCCCUCAAGCAUGAAUUUUGAGUCUUUGUGCUUUGAUGCUCUUAUAAAUCAGCUUGAAUCUGGUCCUGAACAGAAGAAAGGCACAAUGGUUAACACUUCACAAGGUGCAUUGUUGAUUUUUCUUGCUGGAUCUCUUCUUUCUGAUCUAUCUAUUUCCAGAAGGAGGCAACUUAUGCAGUCAUUGUUACAGUGGGCAAAAUUUACUGGAUUCCAAGCAACAACUACUUACUAUAAUUACCUGUGUGCAUUUCGAAAGGUUCUAGAAGGUUGCAAUUCUCUGGUACAAGAAACUUUAAGAGACCUCGGUGCUUCCUUGAUGAAUGAACAUCCUUGUUCUAAAAAGGAUUCAAUUGAUUUCAUUUGCAAGGAACUGUCAGUAUUAGAACUUUGUGACAGGGGAAGGAAAACCCUAGACCUUUAUGGAGUUCAACAACAAGAAGAAAGAUCUAUGGUGGCAGACUCGUUUCAAGUGAAAGAUCAGACAAAUACAGGUGAUGGCGAUAUCAUUGAACAUGGAACAAAGCGAGCUGGUAGUAAUGCUUUGCAACACUUUUCAUGUAUUUCAGAUGUUGAAGAUUUCACAAAAAGCUUAGAGGCUCUGAUUUUUAUGUUAAGCCCUACAAUUGAAAUUUGCUGGAAAUUUCACUCGCAAAUGACACGCAAACUGUCACAGACAGGAGCAGCUUGUUUAUUAUACUCUGGAUUCUUAUUGUCAAAUUACCAAUCAAUUCAUUCAAACAAAUCUAUUGAGAAAAAUGAAUCCUCCCAAUUUGUAUCUGAAAGUGAGCAAAAUCUGUUUGUAUGGCAAAACUCUCUUCAAGGUCUAGGUCAAGCUGUUUUGACUUUGCAGCAGAAUCAUUGUUGGCAAGUAGCAGCUGUGCUUCUUGAAUAUCUUUUGUCUUUGCCAAGUUCUUUUUCUUUGGAUGGUGUAUUGGGUCCUAUAUGUUCAGCACUUCUGUUUGUAUGCUGUCAUGCACCCAAAGUUACAUGGAGGUUGCAGACUGGAAAGUGGUUGUCAAAAUUGUUUCAAAGAGAUUGUCUGGAUUUUUCAAGUUCUACAUCGUCUUUAGUUGAUUUAUUUUGCACAAUGCUUGAGCAUUCUGAACCAGAGCAAAGAUAUAUAGCUCUUCAGCAUCUAGGUAGGAUUGUUGAACAUGAAGAACUUGGGAAGCUUACAUCUUCAUCUAUAUCAGGAAGCUCAAGUACACAUAUGAAUAUGGUUAUGACUGUGAAGAGAGUGAGCCAACGUGGAGUUGUUUCAGCACUGGUUGCAAAUACCUGGGACAGAAUAGCAUCUCUAGCAGCAUGUGAGCCAUCUAUGACCUUAAGAAAGGAAGCCAUGGAGUUGUUAGAAAGAUUCAUUCCAUUUUCUGAACGCUAUCAAUUGCGUUCAUUUUUUAGUUCUGUUGAUACUAUACUACCAGGUCUAUGUAUGCCAUCUUAUUCAAUGCAAGAUGGACCACUUACAGUUCUCGGGUUAUCAGUUCUUGCUCGUGCCUGUCUCUACUCUGAAGCUGAUGAUAUCGAUAUUAUAUCUCCAAGUGUAUGGGACAACCUGGAGCUUUUGGCAAAGUCUAAGAAUGAAAUAAUACCAGUAGCUGCAUUCAUUCACGCCGAGAAAGCUGUUUGUCAUGCUCUGCUUCAGCUUAAGGAGCAUGGGGAGGAAGCCAAAGAGAUUUUGAAGGCAGCAUUGGGAAGGAGCUCAGAAGAUACACAAGUAAAUCCAGAUCUUGCAGAUGUACGUGAAUCAGUACUUCAGGUUCUGGCAAGGCUCAAUUCCAUUCGAUCUAAAUCAGAUGGCUUCACAGAAUUUGCUGAGAAAGAAGCUAAGGAACUGGAAGAGGCAGAAAUUGAAUUGGAACUCAUGCAGGAAGAGAAAACACUUCAAGAAGGAUUGAAAAAUAGUAGCCAAAUUCAUCAAACAAUAAGAAGCUCAUCAAGACCACCUAUGAAGUCUACUCAUCAACGACUUCAGGAAUUGAGGACACAAAUACGUGACAUGGAGCAUUCUGAAAUUCGAGCUGAAAUAGCAGCUCGGAGAGAAAGAGAACGUAUUGCACGGCGCACUCGCCAGAUGACUUUGGAAGAGACAGCCCUGCGAGAAAUAGAGCUUCUCCAAGAUCUUGAUAGGGAAAGAAUUGCUGAAGUGGAGCGUGAGGUUGAGAGACAAAAAGUACUAGAGAAAGAGCGUGCAAAGACUAGAGAGUUACGACAUAGUCUUGAUUUGGAAACUGAAAGGCGCACACAGAGAGAAAUUCAGAGAGAGUUAGAGCAGAGAGAAUCAGGGCUCAGAUCAUCUCGCAGGGAGUUCUCUACUUCCACUCCCGGCAGCCGCCCAAGGGAGAGAUAUCGAGAGAGAGAGGGUGGCAGGCCUUCUCAGGAGGGUAGCUUAAGGCCUGGUAGUUCUGGAAGUGGUGUGCGUGAAAAUGGUACAACACCUCCUGCAACACCAACUGCAAGUGUUUCAAAUGCAUCUGUCACCAGCAUUGGUGCAAUAUCAUCUACACCUACAAUUGUCACUAACAGUUCCAGAGUUUACCCAGUACAGAUAUCAGCAUUCUCACAUGCCCGAGACCGUGGUGAUGAACGAGGAUAUGAUGAUAGCUUUGAUGGCAUAAGAGAGAGUGGUGAUGCUUGUAGCAUUGGUGAUCCAGAGACUGCAUCAACCAUGGAUAUGAUGGCUUCAGGAGGCUUUGGUGUUCCCCAUAGACAAGGUUCUCGUGGUACCAAACCUAGACCAGUAGUAGAGCGUAGGGAAAGAGAUGGAAGGCGAGAGGGAAAAUGGGAAAGAAAACAAUGUUAAGACAAACUAUUUACAGUGUAUUCAAGCAUUGUACAUGCGUGAUUAGGAAUCCAUUUUUAUGAAAUAAUAAUUUUUAUCUGUGGCUCUCUUAUGCUGUCAGAUUUUCA